UUCAUGGAGCCGUCAGUUUGUAAACGAACGGGAAGGCCUAACGUUAGUACCAUAAAAGCUAUCGAAAGAGUGUAUUACUUUACUAUUCAGUUUCUGUAUUAGUAUUAUAUUGUAAUUUGUGUAUGAUUGGCAUCCUGGGAACAACAAACUUCUCUUAAUGUAGUAUCUAUAGCGUAGAAGUUCCUUUGUUCUUUUCAUAGCCGAUGCAUGGAUGACCGCGAAUAAUGCCAAGUAGGUCACCUGGGCCACCCGGAAACUUCAUAAUCAUUUCAGGUGCAGCAAAUUACACUAUUUGAUAGUAACACAAGUCAACAGGAUCACUUUCUGUCAUUGGAGGAAGUUCAUCUUUAUGGAACAUACUCACAUUACAGUUUCCAUCCAGAUUACCAAUCACUGCCUUCUUUUAAUGGCCAGAUUGAUUCAAACACCAGUGCCAUGUGUCCUGAGCAAGAAAAAACAAGUAGUGCAUCAAGACAUCGGAUAAUAAGCAGUUGUCUGAACUCAUUUAUCCAGAGUUGUCAGAAACAUAAGGAGCAUUUAGAGCAGACUGAACAAUUCCAGAAGAUCUUGGAAAUCCCAGAGUUGUCAGAAACAUAAGGAGCAUUUAGAGCAGACUGAACAAUUUCAGAAGAUCUUGGAACAUCCCAUGGACCUUUGUGAUAAUCAGGCUCCCUUUUCUUCAAAUUCUGAUGCUGAAAAUAACUUAAUAGAUUUGGAACCAGAUGUUCUAGGUCAAAAAAUCAGUUGUAUGAUGUCCUUGCAGAAUUCUAGCUCUCACAUUGUAGGUACUGCAUGUAUUCAGGAAUGUGAAUCUGUGAAACACUGGCAAAGUGGUUAUGAAGAGCAAUUAAAUGAAAAUGAGAAAAGACUUGUUUCUAAAGCCAAUAACAAAGAUGAAAGUCACCUUUCACAGAUCAUGAGUCCACUUGGAAUACAAAAAUAUUAUCAAAACUUAGGAAAUUAUGUGUUUUGCAGUAGUUCUGGAAGCUCUAAAAUCGCAGUUUCUGAAAGCCAAAUGAUUACAAUGAAUGGAUUUUGCAGUUCUUGGAAGAAAAAAAACUUGUUCAAUAGAUGUGUUCAACCCAGUAGGUUUCCAUUUGAUCAAUCUGAGCAAUUGGUGGAUCUGUCUUUUUCUGCAGAGUCUCUGUCCUUGCAGUUUUCAUCAAACUCUAUGUAUACCAGCCGAAGCACUGAUUCACCAAUGCCCUCAUUAACAAAUUCAAGAACUGCAUUGGGACCCAGUGUAUCAUUACUAUUAAAAAACCAGGAUCGUAGAAAAUUCUUAGAAUAUGCUCCCAUCAACUCUGCUUCUAAUUGUUCAUCUAAUGAAACUAGAAAAGAGUAUAAUGUAAAAAAUAUUUUGGAAUCACAGCCUUUUGUAUUCAGUACAGCCAUGCCUUUAAAUACUAAUAAUUCAAAUACAUUGAAUCUACCUACAUCUUCAUUACAAGUUCUCUACUCAUCUUCUCUUGUUCCUGAUAUUUUUACUGAUAUAAAUCAAUCAGUGGAAACAGUUGCUGACUGUGUUUCAGGUUCUUUAGUCCAAAGUACUACCUCUGUGUUACAUCCUUUUCAAAGCAUAUCAGAAAAAAGCAGUCUGGUUUCAAAUAUAUGCACUGAUCAAAGUGACCCUCAUGCCUCAUGCCAGGCAUCCAAGAUUCAACAUCUGCCUGUGAUAAGCACUUCUGUAGCUACAAACAGAGAAACAUUUGUAUAUACUAACAACUCUUCACAACCUGUGAAGCUUACUUUGCCAGAUAUUCAAAAUCAGGACUGGUGGACAAGGUUGGAGCGCUUAAAGAACAAUACGAAAGUUGAAGUUCCUUCAUGUAAAUGCUUUGGAACUGAGGAAGCAGUUCAUGAAAAGGCUCCUUUCUACACACACUUGGGUGCUGGACCCUCUCUUACCUCUAUUCGUGAUCUUUUAGAAAACAGACUUGGACAGAAUGGAAAGGCAGUGAGGAUAGAGAAGGUUAUAUAUACAGGAAAAGAAGGGAAGACCCCCCAAGGUUGUCCAAUGACCAAGUGGAUUAUACGACGAUCAAGUCCUGAGGAAAAACUGUUGGCAUUAGUUCGACAUCGAGAGGGUCAUAAAUGUAGCACAUCAUUCAUCAUUAUUUUAAUUGUUGCCUGGGAAGGGGUACCAUCCAAGACAGCUGAUGAGCUGUAUGACACAGUAGUGCACAAAACUGUGAAUUUUGGAUUGCCAACACAAAGACGUUGUGGUAUGAAUGAAGUAAGAAACUGUGUUUGUCAAGGACUUGACCCAGAUACAUGUGGAUCAUCAUUUUCCUUUGGUUGUUCAUGGAGUAUGUACUACAAUGGUUGUAAGUUUGCAAGAAGUAAAGUUGCCAGAAAGUUUAAGCUGUCUGAGCAGAAAGAGGAAGAAGAAUUAGAAAACAAGCUUCAAGACCUAGCUACAAAAGUUGCUCCUUUAUAUAAGAAACUUGCUCCUGAAUCAUACAACAAUCAGGUAGAGUUUGAAACUGAAGCAGUAGCAUGUAGGUUAGGUUACAAGACAGGACGACCUUUUUCAGGAGUGACAGCUUGUGUGGACUUUUGUGCCCAUGCUCACAAGGAUUUACAUAACAUGAAUAAUGGUUGUACAGUGGUUGUUACACUUACUAAACACAGAGACUGGGAAAAACCAUCUGAUGAACAACUGCAUGUUCUACCUCUAUAUGUACUUGACAAGACUGAUGAGUUUGGCAAUAAGGAAGGUCAAGUUGCUAAGAUAAAUUCUGGGGCAAUUGAAGUUCUAGAAAGAUACCCAGUUCAAUUGAAGAUUAGAAGUAAUCCAUUAGGGCCAUGCAAGAUAAGGGGGAGAAAAAAUAAGAAGGCAUCUUCACCAUGUAAGACUGAACACAGCUCCAUACUGAAACGUGGUCGUGGAAGAACUCCAAGAAAGUCAGGGAGAUAUGUUUUUAAUUCACUGCCAUUUUCAGACAGUUAUGUCUGUAAUACUAAAGAUAAGAUAUUGUUUGAAACAAUUCAUGAUCAUCAAAACAUGUCUUUUAAGAAUUCAUCAGCUGACACUGCCACUUUAACUCAAUUACAAACCACACCUGGUAAUAAAUGUGUGUCUGUGAAAAGAGAAUGUGAUGAAAACUCUUCAUAUAUGUUGAAUGUAGCAAAAAAUGGGCACUCUUCCUUGCAAGUGCCUUUAGAGGUUAAAGAUGUGCAGGAACUUCCAAAUAAUUCUCAUGUUUUUCCAAAUCAUAAAAGUAUUUUUUCUCUAAUUGGGCCUCAAACAGAAAGAUUAAAUGAGUAUUCUGAUCAGAAAAAGGUUAAAUCCAAAUUGAAGUUUGGUUUAGUCAAAGACAUACCUAGCAGUGAUAUUGGAAAUAUUGUCUUAAGCUCUACAGCAAGUCAUGCCAAUAACCACUCUGUAACAGAAUUUGUUAAAUCAUCACCUAAUGAAUUAACAUUUCAGUUUCCUAAGUCACAGAAGCUUGUUUCAAGUAGUAGUUCUCUUCAUUCUUCUGAUAUUCAGGUCCACACAUCACAACAUGAUUAUGAUUCUAGGGAGGGUAUGAACCAACAAACUUUGAAAUUGUAUACUGAUAGUCAAACAAAACCACCAAGAGAAUUAACAAUACCUCAAGAUAUUAGGUGUUUUGUUUCUUUGCCACAAGAUGAACCUCAGUACUCAGUUUAUCAAAGCCAAAGAACUUUGCCUACUAACUGUUCCCAGAAGAGGGGUAUGUCUGCAGUUGGUAAUGCUCAUCAGCUGAAAAAAGUGCAAGAAAGAUAUCCUUCACGUGAGCCACCUUCUAAACAGUUUGUGUUUUCUGCAACAGCACACAGCUCAAUCAUUAAGCCUUCUCCUCUCAAAACCUAUCAAGCCUCAAGAGCAACAGCAAUGCCUGAAUUUUUGUCCCAAUCUACCUCUAAAGAUUUUCUUCAAGUGGCCCAACAGCCUUUAUUGAUUCAAGAAAGGAAAACAUCCGAUAAUGCAUCUUCAAUCUUGUCAUCUGAAGUUACUCAUCUCAAAGGCCGGUCUGAGAUGAAAAAAGCUGAAAACAAAUAUUCUUCAGUAAAAUUUAACACUGAUCACCACAGUCCAGAACCAACUUGUCAAACAUGCAUUCAGUCAUUAGUGUCACAAAAUAAGAAUUUACAGAUAUUCUCUGGCCAGAACCAACUUUCAACUAUUAAGAAAUCUCAGUUUAUAAAUUCAUGUCAAUCAGUAUCUGUUUCUCAUCAACAUGGAGUUCUUACACCACACCCAAAAAGUUUGUGCAUGAAUAAACACACUCAAUCAAUACAGAACUCGUACUCCCCAGUAAAUAUGAUAUCUACUAAAUUUUAUUCCAAUAUGAAGAGUAUGUCAUUUCCAUCGGUAAAUUCUUCGUUGCAGACUGAAAAAGAUCUUCAUUAUGCAUACAAUAGAGAAAAUAAAUGCCUUAAUCUUCAGAAUAAAGAAAUGCUACCCCAAACUUUGCCUGCAUCUUCAACAGAACUCAGUGUUUUGUCAACUUCUGGUCCUUUACAGUACAACAUUUCAACAAAAUUUCAAGAACUACCAGUUGAAAUACCAUUAAGAGAUCAAAUAAGCCAGCAGAAUAUGUCUUUAAAAGACGAUUAUUCUGUAGAAGAGAAAUCGUCAGCUGAAAAUUCUAACAAAUUUCUUCAUUCAGCACAUGUUUUAAAGUUAGUUCCAAAAAUAAAGCAACAUAAAGUGUAUCAUACUGAGAAAGUACCAGACAGUAAUGUACUUUAUACAGAUUCACUUUUUAGUAUGCAAGAAAACUCUUCACUUCCAAAACAGUUAUUACAAUCUGACCUUAAGCAGGUUUGGGAUGAGUUCAGUGAAGACUGUACAGAACAAAGACUAAUUUCUGUAACUCUUGGGCAGAAGAACCUUUCUACAAACUCUGAACAUGUCUUAGAUCAUCCCAUAUCAUCUUGUGCACAACAGAGAACUGCUUCGGUGAUAAAAAAGCCAUGCUUUUCAACUAACUAUAAGCAAGUUCCAGAUACAACUCUGCUACCUUGCAUACAACAAAUGGAAAGCUUACUUUCCAGAAGAGAGAUGAACCAUACUUGUAAAAAAAAUAAUUUUCAACCCUAUAAACUACAUCCAACAAUGACACAUCUUUCAACUUUUCCUAAUAUCCAAACUUCAGAAUUUUCUGUAUCAGCAGAACACAAGGAAGAAAAACAGUUGUCAUCACCAAGAAAUACAGGCUGUCCUAGUUCAGAGAGUCCUGCUGUUUCACCCUACACACAAAAACCAAAAAUGUGUCCAUCUCCAAAACACAUAAAUCUAUUACCACAUACAGACUAUCACCAGAUUUCAAAUCCACCUACAUCAAUAAACAUUGACCAGGAAAAGACAACUCCCCUUCUAAGACAAGCAGGUUUUAUUUCUAAUCCUCAAACUCUUUGUCCAACCAGUACACUACACAUAAAUCCAAAAGAAACAUCUCCUGAACAAAAAAGGGCAUUCGUUGAAGAUCAUAAUUUACCCAUGUCAGCACUCUUACAGGAAAAAGAAUUGAUUCCAUUUCCAACACUAGCAAAUUUUUCGGUAGAAAAGCUACACCAAAAUCUUUCUAUGACAUCCUCCAUUGGGCAAGGGAAAAUGCAUUUAUUUCCUAAGCAUGUAAAUGUUCUUAAUCUCCAGAACCAUAAUACACCCAUAUCUCCUUCCAUAGAACAAAGACAAAAACUUUCAUCUCCUACAGAAGUCAGCCUUUUUAAUCUCCAAAGCCAGAAUCCACCCAUAGUUCCAAACACAUCCAAAAUAGUAACACUUUCAUCUCAUAAGCAUGAAAAUCUUCUUAAUCUUCAGAGCCACAAGCCACCCAAAGAUCUGUCCAUGCAACAACAGAAAAUGUUUGUAUCUUCUACACAAGUAGAACGUGUUAAUGUCCAGAGUCCAAAUCAACCGGGAUUGACAUUUUCACAGGAAAGUAUCAUUUCACAAUCUCCGACACAUUCAAACCAAUCGUAUAAUUUUGAGAAACAAGACAGAUUUAUGUUUCCAUGUGGCGUAAGAACAGAAUCACAUACAUAUACUGACAAUGACAGUUUUUUGUGUAAUCCCUAUGAUUAUUCAACACCACUUAGUACACACAUGAAAACAAAUAAACUUUCCACAGUAAAGAAAGGAUGUUCUUUAAAUUUUAACAAGGGCAAACAUCAAGUUGUAUCCGUUUGUUCACAACAGACAGUUAUGUACUCUUGCCAGACUCAAUCUAUUUGCACUCCUAACCAUUGUCAAACUAAAGCCACAAACUCUUUAACAGUGCAAAAACAGACUCCUCAACCUUCUGACUCCCCAAAUUCAGUUUCACCCCUUGAUCUAAACCUGAGUAACACCAGAUCACCUGCAUUUCAAAUAAACUAUUCAUCUUCAUCAGCAAGACAGGUCAGUCCUAAUUGUAAUCAAAGACUUGUAUCACCGUAUACCCAAAAAAUAAUUAAUAUGCCCCUAAGACAAACAACCCAAGUUAUUCAAAGCCAGGAUCAACCACCAUCUGUUGGACAAACUCACCUUAAUACUAAUGAAAAGCUAUGUCCACUUGUGGUUACUUGUAAUGAAGGGUGUGAUUUGUCAUUUAACCAAAGCAAUACUUUAUCAUUUUGUAAUCCAGAGCCUGCAAUCUCAUCAUCUGUUGCAGUGAUUUUGUCUAAUGGUUUUCCUUGUAGGCCACAGAUAACAAAGCCCUCUUAUCCUCGCCAAACAUUUGGAUGCUCGAUAAUACCUAGCAGCUCAUCUGUUAACUCUCUUUAUGAGACAAGACCACAGUUAUCAUCUAACAAAAUUCAGUUUGUAUCACCUACUCGGCCCAUGUUUAGCCAGCAUAUUGAAAAACAAGUUGGUAUAUCCAUGGCAAAUUCCAGAAACUUUACCGUUGAUUUUAAAUGUAAGGCUCUCAAUAAGCUGCCCUUUCAGAAGGAACAGUUGUUUGUUUUGGAUAACAAUUCAAGCAUAAGUAAAUCAUUGACAUGGUCAAAAUCCAGAGCUGACAUUCCAGAAUACAUAAGUGAAAACACUUGUUUUGAUGUCGUCCAAAAUUUAAACCAGGAUUUGAAUGUUGAUAGUAAGCAUGUAUAUUGUGAUAACCUAGACUAUCCUUUAGCUGUUAGCCAACACACUUACUUUUCACAAGACAAAUUAACUGAACAAACAGUACCUACCACCAUUAAAAAGGUUUCUUCGUUCAUUGAGAUAGAAGAGGCACAAAGUAAGGCCCAGAAUUCUGGGUCUAACAAUUCAUAUGAAGUACCCUCCAAGAAUUUUUAUUCAGUUCAGGGCAAACCUGAAAACUUCAUACCUCCUAAGAUCGUCAUGCCGCCUCCUGCUUCCCCACACAGUAGAAAUCAUCCUUUUGUACUUCAAAGCAGCAAAAAAAAUCCUUCUAUGUCAUCCUCUGAAUCAGAUCAUUCAGUGUGUGAUAGAAAUGUUUCAAAGAUAUUUCCUAUUUUAAUUUCUGAGAAUAAUUGCCAAAAUGUACAGUCAACAUGCCCCACACCCUCUUAUAGCUUGAGUCUGAAGAAGGAUAAGAGCCGAUCAGUAUGUUCUCAGUCAUCAAAUAUGUUUCCUGUUUUAGAACAUCCAAAACAUUCUUUCACUGAUUCCAUAAGUAGUUUAUUAUAUGACAAUAUAUUUUAUGAAAAAGGACAAGAAACUUGUGUAUCACAAGAUGGAGAUUUUUCAGAAGAAGAGAAUCUUGUUACAAGCAUUUCAUCAAGUUUUAAACAGGAGAAAAAAAAUGAUAGUUUUAAGACUGAAUUUGUUGUUCCAAGGCAACAAAUUCCCCAUUGUACAAAGCUGUCUUGUGAAGGUUAUGAUAAUAAAAAACUUGAAAAACAAUCAAAUGUAAAUUGCAAUGAAAUAGAUCAUUCCAAUUUGGAAGGCCAUAAGCCAGUUUGGAAAACUAACAAAAUUAAAGAUUCAAAGUUAUUAUCUAAGUCUUGUUGUAGUGCUGAGAAAGAUUUGAUAUUAUCUAAGGCUGUGGUUUAUGUUCAAAAUGAAAGCAGCAAUAUCAAAAAUGAAAAAGAUUUGUUGCAUAACCAUCCAAAAGGACCAAUAAUUGGUUGCUUCAACCAUUCAGAAGAAACAGAUAGUGAAAAAACAUACAAAAACUUGACUUCUAAAGGAUCUCCAGAUUUUCUUCCACAUAAGCAUGAAAGUAUUAUUAAAAAUGAGCUUCUGCAUGCAAGUGUUAAUCAUAGGUCUUUAACAAAUACACAAACUUUCUGUUCUUUUCCAAAACUCCAACAAGAGGAUCAGAUUUAUACAUCAGAUAAAUCCUUUAUUAUCUCGGAACAGAAAAAUAGUAACUCGUCUGGGGCAAAUUUUAAAAAUUGCUCUGAUUUAGAACAAGUUGAUAAGAUGGACUCAAACAAUUCAUUCAUUUUAAAUAAUGCUGAAUUUGUCACCACACAAACACACUUUUCUGAUUAUCAACCUUCUUCAAUGUUAGGUAAGUUCCCGUCAUUUGUUCAAAGCAAUCCUUCUGCAGAUAUUUCUUGUACAAAAUUGUCAAGUGAAAUUAAGAUGCAAGUAUCUUCAAAAUGCAGUGAUGAUGUGCUAUUUAAUACAGUUUCUAAUGUACAUAAUCCAGCAUGUAAUGCUGCUAAUCAAAGAUUAUUUUCAGUUCCAGAUGAUUUUAAUGAUCUUUCUGAUGAUCCUUUUGAUCCAUCUUCUUUUCUUCCAUCUUUUCGUAGUGUUUUUCUAAGUAGUGAUGAAUCACAAGAUGAGGAAGAGAAAUCAAACAUGUUAUUAGCUCAGGAUAAUAAGACUCAAACUUCUAAGAAAAGUUUAAACAGUUUUUCUGUUACAAAUAAAGCCGAGCAGCAGAAUUCUGGAAAUCCUAUGCAAGACUCCCAAAGACUUCUGGAUACACAAAAUAAACACAAGUCAACAUUUGGCUACAACCCUAAUAUCAAAACAGAAGUAUCUUCUGACACAGACUCUUGUCCACAAACUUCAGAAACAGUUUUUAAGUAUAAUUUUUCAGAUAGUAAUAGCUCUAUGCCUCAAAACUCGAUACAAAGUUUUAAACCAUUUGCUGAUUUUUACACAAAAAAGUUUUUUAGUUCAUCAAAUUUAAAAGUUCAUGACAUUGUUUCCAAUAAAACGAAUAAUCUGUUAUCAGUACCUAAUAAAGAGGAGGAGGGAGAACCUCUCAAAAACAUAUUUUUAGUUCAAUCUGAUUGUGAAUCAACCUUUCAAGAUGAAGAGAUUGGGGGUGUGGCUAUUGCCUUGACUCAUGGCUCAGUUUUGUUUGAAUGUGCUAAACAUGAACUUCAUGCAACUACUGCUUUGAAAAAUCCCAACCGGAAAGACCCCACACGUAUUAGCAUGGUCUUUUAUCAACAUAAAAACCUGAACUAUCCAAACCAUGGUGAAGCAGAAUGGGAAAAAAAGAUGGAAGCCAAACGACUUGAAGAUUUUUCAAAUGAAAAUUGUCUGUCCUCACAAAAGAAGAGAAAACUUAAUGCUCAUUUUAAGACAACCACACAUGAUGACGUAAAUGCUCAAAAAUCUCUUAUGUCAGUUGCUACACGCUCCUCAGAUGUAUUGACAACAAAUGCAUGGACAACUGUGUGUUGUAAGCCACAUAUGGUCAUUUCUGGCCCUUAUGGAAACUGGAUUUGAGGACUUUUUACCUUAUAUUUUAUUGUUGUCAUGAUGUUGGAAUUUUAACUAAUGUGGCUUGGAUCUACGUGAGAACUCUCAUGAAUUAUUUGUACGUUGUCUGUGUGAAUUUCGUAUUUUAUGACUUCAUCUGUUUUUUUUAUUGUACCUUUAUUAGGUGGAACCGUAUACAUCUACAAAUAAGUUUUUAAGUUGAAGUGAUUGCUAAACAUGUAUCUCACCUGAUCAAGAUUUUUAAAUGCCAUUAAAUUGUAUAUGAUACUUUGUUUUUAUAUUUAUUUUAAAUUAAAGCAGUUGAAAUAUCACAAUUGUGGAUGUAUCUCUUGAUAUGUUUUUAACUUUGUGUUGUUAUUUUUUUAUAACAAUUCAUGUUUAGCAUAAGAUUGCUUUUGAGCACACUUAAAUGAAUUGUUUUACAACUUGAUAUUUUAUUUGUAUUUAUGUUGUAUGUUAGAUGAUACCAUGAAUCGUAUCCACUGCCAGAUGUAAAUAUAGUUCCUGUCUAUAAAAUAUAUUCUGAGAAUGAAAAUUUUUUAAGUUGUUUGAACAUUUUAUCUGGAAUAUUUAAAUUUUUAGAAUAAUAUUACUUUGUUCAGAUUUCAAAGUUAUUUAACAAAUAUUUGUUUGUAGCUUAGUCUUUAUUUGUGAGUGAACAUUGUUUAUAUUAUCAAGGCUUUGAAAUAUUUAGAGGAUAAAACUAGGCCAACAUUAUGACAUGAAAACAAUCAACCAGCAUAAACACUGCAAGUUUUGGUACUGCCACACUUUUAUUCAAGCCUUGGAAGUAUCCAGUACAAACUACUGUUUAUUGUAUGUCUAGUUUAAUUUCAUGGUGCUCAUACUCUUAGGUAUCAGAUGUCAACUCAAGCCCUAACUAAUUUUAAACAUUAUGAAAUGUAUUUCCAUGUUUUUAGUUUAUUUUAAUUGAAAUCAAGUUAGAAAUAUUAAAUCUCUCACCUAUCACUUUUCUAGAAUUGUAUGUCUGCUCACUCAUUUUGGGAUUACCUAGAAUGCAUUAUCUACUGAGUUGGAAUACAUAUAAAACAUAUGAAAGUAUGUAAUGUUGUGUGGCUUAGUUUUCAUAGAACUUGUUUUAGCUUGCAUUGCUUAUUUAUUUUUGUGAUCUAUGACUGUAGUUUUAUGGUAAGUUGUUAUUGGCAGGUUUAUAUAUAUAUAUAUAUAUAUAUAUAUUUAUUUAACUACUUGAUUUAUGUUUUUGUGUUUUAUAUUCAACUGGCAUUCUUAAAUUUUAAUAAAUUUGUACAUAAAAUUUGUUGGAAAUUAAGGUGAAAAAAGUUUAAAGUAACCAAAAUUUGAAAAUUGUGUUUUAAUAAUUUGCCUGCAUUAUUUGUACAUCUGAUGAAAUGUGGAAAUUAAAUGUUGUAAUAUAAUUACUAUAAUUUUAAAAAUAAAUCCAAAAAAUCUUUGCACAUAGUUGAUUAAAUAAUACAAAAUUUUACACUUAUACUUAAUGUGUUCUGAUGAUAAGCUACAUAAAAAUAUUAGAUUUUUUAACUUUUUAAGUUGAGACAAAUCAUGAAUAAGUGAUUUAAUGUUAAUAAUAUACUGUAAUUCUAGUGAUGUUUUGCCACCUUUGUGUUGAUCAAAUGUGCAGUUUACUGUAGUAUGUAUAUUUAAUCCAAACAAUCCAAGGCCCUAUCAUACCUUCAUUACAAGUGUGUAUUUGUUCAAACAGUGUUUUUCAUUUUGUUUUUAUUUGAUUAAAACAUUGAAAAAUAGUAGCAUUGGUGAUGGUAUUAGCUUAAUACAUGUCGAUUUGUAUGUCUUAAUCAUUGUAUUGUGAUUAUACCUUUUUGCUUACAAAAAAAAAAUUGACAUCAAAGAAAAAAGGCACUUUCAGUUGUGUAUUUUGUUAGUACUGGUGGUGAGCUACUCUCAACUACAAUAGUAAUCAUAUCUACUUAUCCAUAGCAGGAUAAACAAAUAAACUGAAAACACAUCUUUAUUGAUAGACCAAUUAAGAGAGUGUGACAUCACUUUAAAAGAUACCUAACACGAUUUUACGAAAGUAUAGUGUUGUGUUCCCUUACUUAUCAACACUUUUUGUCAUUAUUCAAUUGCUUAGAGAUUCCUACAAUUAUUCAUAAUGUAUCGUGUAAGUUCUUCUCUAGUAAGAGGAUCUUGAUAAGUCUUUGGUUUCUUUGCCUGUGUACAAAAAAUUAUGAAUACAACUCUAUGGUGUUUCUUUUUCUCUCGUUAUAUAUAUAUAUUUAAAUGUGUUUGACAAUUUGGGGUAAAAAUCUAAUUUUUUUUUUCAUCUCUCUCUCUCCCUAAAAUAUAGAAUUGGCCAGAAUGAUCUCAUUGUUGGCAACCUAAAACAUUGUAAUAAAUUCAAUUUUUUGGUAUCUUCAUUGCACAGGAUUUCAACCGAGAACACCUAACAGGCAAGGCCUUAUUUCAGAGUCAUUUGACUGCCCCACAUUAGGCAUCAGUUACAUCUUUAGCAUGCAAGAUUUGAACCCGGGACCUGCUUGUACUACAAGCGAGUGCUUUACCACCUGACGGUCGUUGCCAUGAGAGAGGGAGGGGGCGUAAUCUGGGAACGACUCUCUUCCCGUUAAAAAAACAAAAAACAACAACAUUUUGAUGGACACGUGGUUGUAAUUUUACAUUCAUAACCCCUUUUAUUUGCUAAUGUAUUUAUUCCAUUUGACAUGAACCUUGCUAUGGCUAUAUGUCCAGGACUGCUACCGAGUUCCUGUUUAUUUAGGCCUACCUAUGUUAUGGAUUUCAGAAACGACUCAACCGAGAAAAAUCAUGGCGACGUCCAUGCGACUGAAAUAAAGGGUUAACACACUAGUGGUUGUUAGUAAGUCUUUCUUUUUUUAACAACUUCGUCACUAUAUUAUAGCUUUGUUCACCAAAGCAACUACUUCACCAAAUACUAUUUAACAAAAAACUUUCGUUUGUGUAAACUUAAUCUGAUAAAUAUAGAAGAAGAAAAAAACGUGGGAAACAUAUAUUAAGAACUUUACUAGACACAAGUGAGUGAAUAACUGGUUUAACUUGAAAAUCAUGUACAUACAAUAUCAAGCUGAAGUAGUGGCUCACGGCGGUAAAUCUGUAGGAUUACCACCCUAAAAAAUCGGGUUUUAAUAUGCACGGUAGGCAGAGCACAGAUAGCCCGUUGUAUAGAUUUGUACUUAACGACAACCAAAUGAAACUGAUCGGCCUGAAGUAUAAUAUGCUUGAGUUUGACAAAUGAAUUGCAAUAUGACUAGCUUUAUAACUCAAUUUUUUUACUAUCAUUUCUCUAAAAAUGUUUAAUAAAUUUUGAUCUAACUAGUUAUGGGAAGAUGCAGUGUGAACGCGAAAAGUUUCUGCGUUAUUUCUGUUAGAAUUAUUUCUAAAUAUUUACAGGGAUACUGUGUACGAAAGAGAGUUAAUGGAAAUGAAACGAAAUCUAUACCUACCUCCAAUCCAUAUGAAACAUUAAUUUUUUCUUAGCCUUGGAGAUUUUGUAAACUCCUUGUACAUGACAGAGCGAAUUGAUAAUUUUUUUCAUAUUCACGUUCAGAAUUUUAAUGUUUUAUAUCUGUCGUACAUGCGAUAAUGUUUGUGAUAAAUUUUUCAUAUUCACGUUCAGAAUUUUUUUAAUGUUAUAUAUCUGUUGUACAUGCGAUAAUGUUUGUGAAAAUUUUCAUUUGUUGAUAAUACCCAGUACGUUUGUGGUUUUAUUACUCUGUUUUAACAUGACGUUUUUUGUUAUUGUUUUCUUAACAGUAUUUAAACUAUGUGGUUUUUAUAA
Molecule: messenger RNA, 13385 nt
Organism: Limulus polyphemus (Atlantic horseshoe crab)
Lineage: Eukaryota; Metazoa; Arthropoda; Merostomata; Xiphosura; Limulidae
Biological process (GO): positive regulation of transcription by RNA polymerase II; oxidative demethylation
Cellular component (GO): nucleus
Molecular function (GO): DNA 5-methylcytosine dioxygenase activity
Source: RefSeq, a predicted model, not a curated record